Akanthomyces muscarius is the source of this 513-nucleotide messenger RNA. RefSeq lists its product as uncharacterized. The coding region runs from base 1 to 513 and encodes 170 amino acids. NCBI's taxonomy places the organism in Eukaryota, Fungi, Ascomycota, Sordariomycetes, Hypocreales, Cordycipitaceae. The transcript has 3 exons. The record is from RefSeq and is a predicted model, not a curated record.
AUGCGUUUCACUACCCCUCUGUCUGCCAUCACUCUCAUGGUGGCCAGUGUCAAGGCGGCUGAGAACCCCAUCAUUGGCCUCGUCGACCGGAUUACAUCCAUCUCCCAAGACUUUGACAACGUCCUCGAAGAUCCCAACCCUGUGAGAAUUAUAGAAACACUGCCGCAUCUAGCCUAUGACGGAGCCAACUUGGUUGCGACCAUUGUCUCGGACGUUACGGGCUGGAAGAAUCCGCUCGACAAUGACGAUCAGCUCAAGACGUGUGCCACUCUCAAAAAGUUUGCAACUACGGAGGAGAAGCUCUUGACAGCCAUUCUCAAUGAUGUAGUCAAGGUCGCCACUCUCCCACUUCCUAUCGGAGGGCUAAUUGGUCUGGUUGCGUCGGCUCUCAAGGAGGCUGUUGAUGGGAUCUUUGGGUUUUCUGUGAAAAUCGCGCCGGUGUGCAGCGACGCUGCGAACAAGGAUAAGGCCGCUCUCACCGACCUUAUCGCCAACAUCAAGACGGCGAUCUAG